Messenger RNA from Paraglomus occultum, 768 nucleotides. NCBI's taxonomy places the organism in Eukaryota, Fungi, Glomeromycota, Glomeromycetes, Paraglomerales, Paraglomeraceae. The record is from the annotation of a GenBank genome assembly.
AUGAAUAUGGAGCCAAAGGAAGCAAGUAUUCGUUGUUGUGGUGGUUACACUCUGGACAUACCAUAUAAGUUCCCCUCCGAGAAUGGGAUUGCAAAACCAGAUGACAUAUUUGAUGAAAAUGUUGGACCUUCUCACCCAGAAGAUUUUCAAGAUGGAGGAGGAUGUGCUAGCCCGCCCAACAACAGUGAAUUUCACAAUUUCGAAACGGAGAGGAAAGAUUCUAAGAUACCUCUUUGGCGCCUCGAUUCGGUGUGGGACAGGAUCGCUGAACGUCGUCAGAAGAGAGAUGGAAGCGAUCAACAAAGAGAUAGCAGAAAGAAGAGUGAACAUGAUGCCGAAAUUGUUUUCGAAUGUCCCAACCAACCAGGAAUUCAGAAAUUGCAGACAUGUCUGGGGCAAUUGCUCCGAGUUGGUGCCUUUUGCAACUCUGCAUGGACAAAGGAAACCCCAAAGACGCCGUGCUGUCUUAUAUUCCCAGACACUCAACCUGAAAAUCAUGCAAAUGGUGCCUCCCUGUGUCAAGUGUCAGUUGGUGAUAAAGUCACUGGCUCAUCGUGCAAUAAUCCACUCGUUGUAGUCGACAUUGUGGACCCAUCCAAUUGUUCUCAUAUUGCAACUUCUCUUGGCCUUGACCUCCAUAUUGAAACUCCUCAAGAUGUUAUACGUUAUGUGAAAGAACAUCUUUUCGGUUAUAUUGAUGAAGUUAGAGGAUAUGGUUUCAAUCAUAUCAUUAUCAUUGGGCAACGUUACUGUGGAAUGCUUUCCUAG